Molecule: messenger RNA, 951 nt
Organism: Mytilus trossulus (common blue mussel)
Lineage: Eukaryota; Metazoa; Mollusca; Bivalvia; Mytilida; Mytilidae
Product: toxin CfTX-A-like
Exons: 1
Coding region: 1-951 (316 amino acids)
Source: RefSeq, a predicted model, not a curated record
AUGAAGCAGUUAUCGACUGAUUCACAGUUUGCUGAUAUACUUCACCUACAAAAAGAAGUUGCCGGAGCCUGUAGAAAAUUGCAAAUAUCCGAGGCAUACUUGAAAGGAAUAGAGAAUCACGAUAACCUUGCAAAAAUUGAUGUUCACAGAUUAGAGACAUUUUCAAUAAACGACGGAGCUGAAUGUUUAGGAAAGUUACAGAAGAUAAUCGAAAAGGAAAUUACAAGCAAAGACAAACAUGUUUUAAAAAGAACUAUAGAGUUAAUGAAAAUGUACCUGGACGUACAAACUUUAAGGUAUUCUUACAUCACUCGCCUCUGCUGCGUUGUUCGUUCAAUCGAUCCGCAGUCACCUACGUUAGCCGGUCUUGAAAUGGUGUUUGAUAAGGAAGAAGAGAGUGAAAUAAAGUUCCUCAAAAUCUUUGAACAACCGAAGUAUGAAAAUGUAACAUUUUUUGCAUUAUUCAAUCUCACGGAACACAAUUCUAUUUUCAAAUAUUUACAAAUUAAAAGAAUUGUAUGUCAAGAUCUAACCAAAGCCCUACAUAGAAAGAGAUUUGUUAUUCAUUCCGAAAAAUGGCCUAAAUGUUCUGUAGAAAUGGUUAACGUUUGGGGGGGUCACCUUCUAGGUAGAUAUAACGUUCUUGACUUACAAGCCACGUGUUUCGAGUUUGAAGCAAUUUCUGGAGUUGAUAAUGCAUUCCGCUUCAAAUCAGUGAAAUGGCCAGAGAGUUUUGUUUAUUUGGAAACGGCUGAUAUGAAGUUAUGGGGCACUAUGAAAAAAGAUGCUCCAAAUAGAGAAUGGAAUAUAUUUCGGCUUCCAGAUGGAAAAUACAUGAUCUCCAAUCGAGUACGUCCCGGCAUGUUCAUUUACAUGACUAGCAUUUUGGGAAGUCUGAAGGCUGCAGAUGGUGAUCAUGGAGAUGAAGGGCACUGGAAUUUUACUCGAUGA